AUGUUUGAGCCAAACCUCCCUACAAAUGAUGCAACCAAUAUAAACUCCAAUGUAUCUAAUCAAUCCAAUCAACAGAACACAGAGCUAGAACAACAACUUCCACCAAUUCUCUACCCCAAACGCAAGCGCAAACGUCAACUAUUCACAAAGGACAUUGAAAAUCUACUAUACGCAAUGGGGGACAGGCCGUAUUCAUUAGACUCAACUGUCUCAGCCCUAGAAGAUAUACUAGUCGACUUCAUCUCACGGUUAUCCCACACAAUGGUUAAUUACGCAUCUUCACAAGGUCGUAAUAGAAUUAAAUUGAAUGAUUUGGCAUUUGCGUUACGUAAUGAUCCGUUAAAGUUGGGUCGAAUGUUGUAUAUAUUAGAGCAGAGCCAUAAGAUUGAAAGAGCUAAAAAGUUGUUUGAUGAAGAGCAAGGAGGACCGGAUAAGAAAAGGGAUAUGUUUGGUAAAAUCGGCGAUGAUGAUGAAGAUGAAGACGAUGGGGAUAGUGAUGGUGAAGGUAGAGAAGGCAACGGUGUUGGUGGAGACGGCAAUGGUGGUAAUACAACUGGAAAGAAAAAGAAGAAGGUUGAAUUGGAUGAAAAUGGUAAGCCAAAAAAAAGGAAAUAUAAAAAAAGAAAACUUGAAGAUGGUUCUACGAAAGGGACAACCGGAUAG
Messenger RNA from Lodderomyces orthopsilosis Co 90-125, 663 nucleotides. RefSeq names its product Taf19p (gene TAF19). NCBI's taxonomy places the organism in Eukaryota, Fungi, Ascomycota, Pichiomycetes, Serinales, Debaryomycetaceae. The transcript has a single exon. The record is from RefSeq and is a predicted model, not a curated record. Gene Ontology annotation, molecular function: protein heterodimerization activity. Gene Ontology annotation, cellular component: transcription factor TFIID complex. Gene Ontology annotation, biological process: transcription by RNA polymerase II; RNA polymerase II preinitiation complex assembly. The coding region runs from base 1 to 663 and encodes 220 amino acids.